This is a messenger RNA of Aspergillus melleus, 789 nucleotides long. RefSeq names its product DUF924 family protein. The transcript has 2 exons. NCBI's taxonomy places the organism in Eukaryota, Fungi, Ascomycota, Eurotiomycetes, Eurotiales, Aspergillaceae. The coding region runs from base 1 to 789 and encodes 262 amino acids. Gene Ontology annotation, molecular function: protein binding. The record is from RefSeq and is a predicted model, not a curated record.
AUGUCCCGACUUUCCCAGUUCACCCGGAUCGUAACACCUUCCUUCCGGGAGAGCGUGCUGGAUUUCUGGUUCCAGCGUCAAAAGCCCGGGGCAAGCCCGGUUCUGCCGGGACAGAGCGACAUGGCCCGCUGGUUCAGUAGAGACACGGAAUUCGAUAAGCUGUGCACACGACAAUUUCUGCCAGCUCUUGAGGCCAUUCGGGAAGCAAAUGUGACCGCAACAGAGCUUCGAACCGCUCUCAAUCUCACGUCCCCUCUGGACUGGCUCAGUACUCUGUUGUUGCUAGACCAGAUGUCUCGGAACUGCUACCGGGACUUGCAGUCGGCCGUAGUCUUCACCAAGUUUGACCCGCUGGCAUCCGAGCUUGCCUUGCAAGCCAUCAAGCAUGGCGUUCCGGACUCGCGGCCGAUCAAAUACCAAUUGGCCUAUCGACUUUGGUUUUACCUGCCCUUGAUGCAUACCGAGAACCUGGAAACGCAUAAUUUAGCCAUGCGCCAGUAUGAGAAGAUGUCGAAUGACGCUGAGGAGUUGAUCCGAAAUGGGAAAAAUUCUUCAAUGGACCCCGAGACUGAGGAUUGUUACCGGGUUUUCUCCCAGCAGCCAGACACGAUACGCGAUUAUAUCAAAAGAUGUACUGAGGAAGAAGUGAAUCACGCUGGCUUGAUUGAACGCUUUGGUCGUUACCCGCAUCGAAACAAGCCGUUAGGCAGGACACCCACGGAGGCAGAGAUUGCCUACCUGAAGAAUGGCGGGCAGACGUUUGGGGCAAAAGCUGAUUAUGACAAUUGA